Messenger RNA from Phodopus roborovskii (desert hamster), 999 nucleotides. Its product is annotated as C1GALT1-specific chaperone 1-like. The transcript has a single exon. The record is from RefSeq and is a predicted model, not a curated record. NCBI's taxonomy places the organism in Eukaryota, Metazoa, Chordata, Mammalia, Rodentia, Cricetidae. Bases 1 to 954 code for a protein of 317 amino acids. Gene Ontology annotation, molecular function: N-acetylgalactosaminide beta-1,3-galactosyltransferase activity.
AUGCUUGCAGAAUGCAGCUGGUUUUUUAAGGGUGUGAUGCUCGGGAGUGCCGUCUUCGCCUUGAUCACAGUGCUGGGACCCAUCAGGCUAGGUCGCAGAAACAGGAUGCACCAUCACGAGCAUCACCACCUACAAGCUCCCAGCAAAGAAGUCUUGAAAAUGUCGGGGGUUGAACCAGCGGAGCUCGGUCACAGCAUACUGGUUUACUGUAUCAUUCUGGGGAAACCCAAAGAUGUGAGUCUGUGGGCUGCCGUGAAGGAGACCUGGAUCAAACACUGUGACAAAGCUGAGUUCUUCAGCUCCGAACCUGUCAAACUGUUCGAGUCUAUCGCCGUGAACGGGACUGACAACUGGCUGGUGUUGAAGGGAGCCUGCUUCUACGCCAUCAAUAAAUACAAAGACCUGUACAACUGGUUCUUCAUUGCGUACCCCACUACGUUCGCUGUCAUCGAAAACUUAAAGUACUUUUUGCUGAGGAAAGAUCCGUCCCAGCCUUUCUACCUGGGCCACACUGAAUUCUUUGUCAGCCUUGAAUAUGUGAACGUGGAGGGCGGGAUUGUGUUAAGUAUAGAAACGAUGAAAAGAUUCAAAAGGCUUCUCACCAUCAGGGAACACUGCCCAGAAGACCAAAAAGGGUUUUGGGAUAUGCCCGAAGAGCAGCUGCUGGCAUUCUGCCUGAGAAAUGAGGGAGUAUUUGCAGAAAAUGCUGAAGACGAAGAUGGAAAAAACUUGUUUAACACCAAAACUAUUGGGAUGUUUAUUAAGGAGGCAAUUACUGACUACCCAAACGAGGUCAUAGAAGGAUGCUGCUCUGACAUGGCCAUUACUUUCAGUAAACUCACUCCUGAUCAAAUGCAUGUCAUGAUGUAUGGGGUGUACCGUCUUAGGGCAUUCGGACAUACUUUCAAUGAUGCUUUGCUUUUCUUACCUCCAAAUGGUUCUGACAACGACUGAAAAGGAAAGUAAGAGCCUGUAUUUGAUAACCACAGAAGAAGCCGU